Molecule: messenger RNA, 1437 nt
Organism: Nanorana parkeri
Lineage: Eukaryota; Metazoa; Chordata; Amphibia; Anura; Dicroglossidae
Gene: GABRB3
Product: gamma-aminobutyric acid type A receptor beta3 subunit
Exons: 9
Coding region: 16-1437 (473 amino acids)
Biological process (GO): signal transduction; chemical synaptic transmission; regulation of membrane potential
Cellular component (GO): GABA-A receptor complex; synapse; neuron projection
Molecular function (GO): GABA-A receptor activity; neurotransmitter receptor activity; extracellular ligand-gated monoatomic ion channel activity
Source: RefSeq, a predicted model, not a curated record
UAUCUUUUUGGAUUGAUGUCUGCUCCGGUCCUAGUGGCGGUGGUGUGCUGCGCCCAAAGUGUCAAUGAUCCCGGUAACAUGUCAUUUGUGAAAGAGACAGUGGAUAAACUAUUAAAGGGUUAUGACAUCCGCCUAAGACCCGACUUUGGAGGUUCUCCAGUUUCUGUUGGAAUGAAUAUAGACAUCGCCAGCAUUGAUAUGGUCUCUGAAGUCAACAUGGACUAUACUCUGACCAUGUAUUUUCAGCAGUACUGGAGAGACAAGAGAUUAGCCUAUACCGGAAUUCCUCUUAACCUCACUCUUGACAACCGAGUGGCAGACCAGCUGUGGGUUCCUGACACGUAUUUUCUAAAUGACAAAAAGUCAUUUGUACAUGGAGUGACAGUAAAAAACCGCAUGAUCCGUCUCCAUCCAGAUGGGACAGUUUUAUACGGCUUAAGAAUAACAACAACAGCAGCAUGCAUGAUGGACUUAAGAAGAUACCCAUUGGAUGAACAGAACUGUACACUGGAAAUAGAAAGCUAUGGCUACACAACAGAUGACAUUGAGUUCUACUGGAGAGGGGGUGAAAAUGCUGUAACUGGUGUUGAGAGGAUAGAACUUCCUCAGUUUUCCAUAAUGGAUCACAAGUUGGUGUCCAAGAAUGUUGUGUUUGCCACAGGCUCAUAUCCUAGACUCUCCCUGAGCUUCAAGUUAAAAAGAAAUAUUGGAUACUUUAUUCUUCAGACCUACAUGCCAUCUAUAUUGAUUACAAUAUUAUCCUGGGUAUCAUUUUGGAUCAACUAUGAUGCAUCAGCAGCAAGAGUUGCACUAGGAAUAACUACUGUCCUGACUAUGACAACCAUCAAUACUCACCUCCGGGAGACAUUGCCUAAGAUCCCAUAUGUAAAAGCCAUUGACAUGUAUUUGAUGGGAUGCUUUGUAUUUGUGUUCUUGGCCUUACUGGAAUAUGCCUUUGUUAACUAUAUCUUCUUUGGGAGAGGCCCGCAAAUGCAAAAGAAGCUGGCAGAGAAAACAGCCAAGGCAAAUAAUGAUCGCAACAAAAUUGAAAGCAAUAGGGUAUGGUAUAAGUCUUUACAUAUUCAAGUGGAUGCACAUGGGAACAUACUCCUAACAACUCUUGAAAUCCAUAAUGAAGUCACUGGAAAUGAAAUUACCACAAGCAUUACAGAUUCCAGGAAUUCAACAACAUCUUUUGACAACUCAGGGAUUCAGUAUAGAAAGCAAAGUGUGAGUCGAGAUGGACUUGGUCGGCGCACAGUGGACAGAACAGCACCACAUGGCAAGAAAAAUCAUCUAAGGAGGAGAUCUUCGCAGCUAAAAAUUAAAAUUCCAGACCUAACAGAUGUGAAUGCUAUAGACAGGUGGUCUAGGAUGAUCUUUCCAGUUACUUUUUCACUUUUCAACCUAAUCUAUUGGUUAUACUAUGUCAACUAA